Messenger RNA from Paramuricea clavata, 25299 nucleotides. The record is from the annotation of a GenBank genome assembly. NCBI's taxonomy places the organism in Eukaryota, Metazoa, Cnidaria, Anthozoa, Malacalcyonacea, Plexauridae.
GCCAGUGUAACGAGUAUGUUUAUGACAUUCUGUAUAUAUUUCAUAAUUUCCAGUCUUAAAUCCGUCUGACCGUGUAGCUCAGUUGGUAGAGCGUCGAUCUAGUAAUUCGAAGGUCGCGGGUUCAAGACCCAGCCGCGGCAGACAACAUCUUUCUGCUUGCGCUGGGUAUGGAAAUUAUAUAAUACACACUCUAGAACAUUUUCAUCUUAAUAUAUAUAUAUAUAUAUAUAUAUAUAUAUAUAUAUAUAUAUAUAUAUAUAUAUAUAUAUAUAUAUAUAUAUAUAUAUAUAUAUAUAUAUAUAUAUAUAUAUAUAUAUAUAUAUAUAUAUAUAUAUAUAUAUAUAUAUAUAAUAAGUGAAACGACUCAACAAAUUCCACUAGGCAUCUUUAUUACUAUUAGUUUCGUACACAAGAUGUGGCACUCAUCAGAUAAAUUAGCCUUAAGGCUAAUUUAUCUGAUGAGUGCCACAUCUUGUGGUACGAAACUAAUAGUAAUAAAGAUGCCUAGUGGAAUUUGUUGAGUCGUUGCACUUAUUUAAUUAUGCUCUGGAUAUCCAUUGAGCACUCUGCCAAAUGUUUUUGUAAACAACGAAACCUAAUUCUAUAUAUAUAUAUAUAUAUAUAUAUAUAUAAUUAACGUUACAAAUAUCUUAAAAUAACAUUUUUUUUCGCUACUCUGAGUUUCACGAUCUUGUCUGAUCGAUCUUCAGGCGAUUUAUGUCCGUUUAAUUAGUUUGUUUGAUUUCGUGAUUUUGAUCGUGAAACUCAGAGUAGCGAAAAAAAAUGUUAUUUUAAGAUAUUUGUAACGUUAAUUACAUAGCUCUACUGUACUGUUUAUCAGUAGUAUUGAGCACUCUUUUUAGUCUUUCAACGAAAAACAACCCGUUUAUAUAUAUAUAUAUAUAUAUAUAUAUAUAUAUAUAUAUAUAUAUAUAUAUAUAUAUAUAUAUAUAUAUAUAUAUAUAUAUAUAAAUAUCUAUAUAUAUAUAUAUAUAUAUAUAUAGGAUGUCUAUUAGCGAUAAUGGAUGUCUAUUAGCGAUAAUGCAAAGCUCACUUCCCUUGUGGUCGUUCGAGCACUCUGGCUCCAUUACGCUCUGCGCAUGUCUGGAUGCGUUGAGUCACCGUGUUGUACCAUAUAUGCCUUGGUGAGAGCAAGUUCAUGGGGUAUUAAUACGAGUGUCUCACGUAUCUAGACGUGUACCAAGCUGCACUGACGAGGCGUUGAACGCCGAAACAUGCAUGUCUGCAGAUUGUACUAUAUAUAUAUAUAUAUAUAUAUGUAUAUAUAUAUAUAUAUAUAUAUAUAUAUAUAUAUAUAUAUAUAUAUAUAUAUAUAUAUAUAUAUAUAUAUAUAGAAUUAGGUUUCGUUGUUUACAAAAACAUUUGGCAGAGUGCGUAUGUAUAUAUGUAUGUGUGUAUGUAUAUGUAUGUGUAUGUAUAUAUGUGUGAAUAUAUAUACACAAAUAUCUGUUAUUACUUAUUAGAGAAGGGAGGUGCCUCGCAUGGGACUUCUAUAUAGCCUCGUUCGCACCUUCCCUUUUGGGCCAGUUGAUAUUGUACUAAUUAUUUUAAAGUAAUUUAUGGCACCAAUAAAGUUGUUAAAUAAAUAAAUAGAUGGUCAGAAUGCGCAAAUUUUCUCCCACUUGUGCGGGCUCAUUUUGUCAGUGGAGUUUCACGGUAUACUCGAAAAAUACCGUGUCAUAUUUCGUCGCUUCCCAUGUAAAUAGCAAAUUCAUGAAUAACACUUGAAUAAACACAAAUAUGUGCACGCUAGUCUUUUGAAUAUAACGAUUGUAAAAAGUUUCCGUGUGAUCUAUUAGCAAUUUAAAAGAUACCUAAACUGUAAUACUGUCAUAUAUUUAAUCUCCCGUUUGUUAUUUGCGCAACACUGCAACAGCAGUUUGCCGUGGAAUUAAAAUUGCGUGUCAUAUGAUAUUUUUAAUAGGCAAAUAGCGUUUGAGAUAUAGCAACAUUAGCAAACAAAUACACUGAAAUCUUGGUUAGCACACCAACUUUUACUAUUUUUAAUGCAAUAUUACUAAACUGUAAUACUGCCAUAUAUAUGUAAUCUCGCGUUUGUUAUUUGCGCAACAGCUGUUUUGCCGUGGAAUUAAAAUUGCGUGUCAUAUGAUAUUUGGCAAAUAGCGUUUGAGAUAUAGCAACAUUUAUAUAAUAAUUCAAUUCAAUUCAAUUCAAAAACAUUUAUUUAAACACGAUAUAAAAAUAGGCAGCAAAUUGCUGAUGUGGUCGUGUGUUUACCAGUAUAGUAAAAUCUAUUUACAUAUGCUAUGUUAGUAUAUAUAGUUUAUAUAUAAAUUAAAUAUCGUAAGAAUAAUAAUAGUAAGAAUAUAUAGUAAGAAUAUGACUAGAAAAGUUUAAAAAUAGAUAUAGUUCAGAUCAUUAUUGUUUGUGUAGGAGGUAAAAUCCAUUGCCUCAAGAUCUUGUUGCCGUAUCAACAUUUUAAAAUUAUUAUGUCGUUUCUCGUUCUUAAGAUUGGUCGGUAGUUUGUUCCACAAUACUGCUCCCCUAAAUGUUACUGACUUAUGCAGGAAGUUGGUUUCUGGUCUUGGAAUAACCAACUUUUCUGAUCCUCUUAAAUUGUUAUCUUUCUUUGUAAUUAUAUUCUGACAGAGUUGGUCUGGUGCCUGACCGUAACAACAUUUGUGGACAGUGCUUAAUACUCUUUGCUUAUACGUACUGCUCAGUGUUUUCCAGCCAGUUUUAUGUAUCACGUCUUGGCUUGGUAUGUCCCAAUUCAACCUGUAGAUUAUACGUGCGGCUCUUGUAUGCAACCUUUCCAAAGCUUUGAAAUGUGUUUUACCACAGUUUCCCCAAACAAGAAUGCAGUAUGUUAUGGAUGGAAAGAUUAAUUUCCAGUAAAAAUCUUCCAGCAUAUGUUUUGGAAGGAAACCCAUUGAUUUUAACAAAUUUAAUUUCCUGACGAAUGCAAGUUUGACAUUUUCUGUGUGUCCAUUCCAUUUCAGCUUAUUGUCCAAAGUCACUCCUAGAGAUUUUGACUUAUUUACCCACUUCACUAAACUACCAUUUAACUGUACUGGUGGUAGAGGACCUACGAAAGUUCCGCGUUUAAUGAGCAUGGCUUCUGUUUUGGCUGGAUGGACCGUCAUUCCGUUUUUGUAACACCAUUCACUCACAAGGCCUAAUGUCUCAUUUAGUUUGAGGAUCACUUGGUCAACUGUUUCGCCUAUACUAGUCAAGGUCGUAUCAUCAGCGAACAUUUCUAAUUCUUCAUCAUCGUGCCGUGCACAGUCCGGAAGAUCAUCGCAAAAGAGUGCGAAUAAUAGGGGCCCCAGGACUGAUCCUUGUGGCACCCCAUAGUCAACACCCUCUCUUUCAGAAUCGCACAGUCCUAUUUUAGUGAAUUGGCGUCGGUUACAGAGGUAGUUUCGGAUCCACAACAACAAAUUUCCAGAGUUGCCUGCCCGCUGUAACUUUAGCAGUAGUUGGUGAUAAGGGACAGAGUCAAAAGACUUCUUAAUUAAAGUCGAUGAAGACAACUCCCACCACUCUAUUGCUGUCGACUGCUUUCCUCCAUAUCUCUGUCCUAUGUAACAACAGUGCUUCCGUUGAACUAUUUUUCCUGUAUGCCCACUGAUUUGGAUUUAGUAAACCAGGAUUGAUAUCAAUAUGGUUAACUAAGGUUUUGUGUACUUCCUUCUCCAUUAAUUUGCUUGGAGUGCACAGCAUGGAUAAUGGUCUAUAAUUAUCUCUGUUUGUCUCAUCAUCUUUUUUUAUUAGCAAACAAAUACACUGAAAUCUUGGUUAGCAUGCCAACUUUUACCGCUUUUAAUGCAAUAUUAGUCAACUUAUAAGAGAACGUGAGACAAAUCAUGCUGAAUUAUUCGACUAUAUAACUCUUAAGACAGACAGACGCAAUAAUCCUUUAUAGGUUUAUUACAAAUAUGUAGACAUUUGAGACGCCGUCAAUGUCUGAAGAAAAGGUAUACUUAAAGCCUAAAGCCUUUAAAUAAACGAGUUCGAUGCACAAUUUCUGGUCUCAUUUACCAUAAUUAUCCCAUGCUGGUUGUAUUCGUUGCAUUAUAAACCUCCUCCACACAAUACCCCUUCUUUAAAAUACCAAACAUUUCGAACGCAAUUGAGAUAUGAAAUCUCAACAAGAAAACAAUUCAAGAUGGCAAAUGAGUCAAAAGUGCAAAUCAAAACCCAUAUUUACACGGCAAGUACGCGCAAUUUCUGAUCGGUUUCGACACCAUAGGUUGAAGCCAUGAAGAUAAACUUUAUUUUAAGUUUAGAGAUUUCUGGUUUAAUAACAACAUCACUGCGUCGCAAAUAGCAAAUGUAUCCUUGCGGAGGGUACCUUGAGGCACAUUUCGUGAUUUUACACAAAAACGCACACAAUAUAGGAAAAUGUGCUAAAUUUAAAAUCAGUUUUAUGGUACUGUGCAUUCAAAAAUAACAAGGACAAAGACUUGGGGUAUACACAGAGGCCGUAUAAACCCAACUUUGGCCAAAAAGUGGGGUAACUUUGGGCAUCUACAAAGCGCAAAAUACUACCCAAGGGACACUACCCCUAUUAUAACUUUCGAAAAGAGGGGUGACGCAAUGUAAUAAUGGGAAACUAUGUCCGAGAAGACGUGCAUAAUAUAUUCAAAAUAAUGCGCGAACUUGCAUGAAAUUUAUUUAUCCCGCUAUAGCUAAAUCUUGCUGCUUGAAAUACGACACCACUAAAUCCCAAGUGGGAGGAAAUUGAGCAAAUCUGACCAUCGUGAAAUUAACGUUAGCCUCCUCCACAGGCAUCUCGUAGUUCACGUACUUCAGAAAGUCGGUGAGAUGCCUGCCAAAACCCGACAUGGUUGAGCCGUUCUGCGCAUCUUGCUUGCGCAGCGAUUUCGUCUCUAGGGUAUGCACGUGGGUAGGAUUUGUCAUCCAAGAUGGCGGAUUGCGUCAUUACCAGAAAUAUGGGACAUUUUGCGCCCGCGUUUGUAGGCAGCGGCUAAUCGCUUGAAAAAUCAAAAUGGGGACUCGAACUGCCAAAGGCAAAGGACGUGUGCCAUUCCUUACGAAGUAGUUCUUCGAUACGUUGGUUACCGGGUUUUAAAGCAAACCAUUUGUCUGGCACAGUUAAAUUAAAUAAGUCAACAUAAUUUACAUUUUCACAGGAAGUUGUUUCGCGAAUAUUUUUCCAUACAUUAAGCAGUGGCCAUGGAAUCUCCACACAAAAGAGAAUCUUGUUAAAUAAGUCCACUUGUUGCCUAACAUAAGUAAGAGGAGCUUCAGAACUUACUUUCAAUUUCCAAUCUAACUUUCUUUUGCUGUAUUCUUCGAGCACUUCCGACAUUUUGACUUAACCGCGAAAGAGAUUUUAAAUAACCCGCGAAAUGUCCGCACGCAAAUUGCUAUAUCAACACGAAAUCGAGCUACAAAAUCUCGCAAAUCUCUCUGUUUUUCUUAAGUGAGGGACUGGGUACAAGCUUUGCUAGUAGACAAGAAACAUGGCUGCUCGAAGGAGCCUAAAUUUGUAUUUAGACUUGUCGUUUUCGACUAUAAAUAUAACCUAAUGGCGAUAAGCAAGACUCAUAAAAAGGCAAAGUUUUAAACGAUUUUGGAACCGGUUUGGCGCAGAAUAACCUGGGAUAUGUUAAGCUAUACUUACAGUUUGAACAUCGCUAAAUACAUCGCGAAGUCCGCAGUUUACAUCGCGCGAAAGAAUGUUGGUCUAUUCGGCGGAGUUUUACCUCAUGUAUGGCAAGAUUACUAUAGAUUACACUAUCAAAUACUUCGAAUUUCUAGUGAAAAUACACCGAUCACGGGAACCACUUAGACGUGUAGAAAUGCUAACGAUUUUGGUUUACAAAUACUGCUUGUUCGUGCUGUUGUUAUUAUCGAAGUCCGCAACCAUGAGAUAUCUAAACAAAGUAGGUUAAAAUUUGACAUUUUUGUAAAUCCCUGUAUAGUUUAUAGUAAUAUUUAGUCGCCAUAUUGGGGCAAUGUGCGCAUGUCCGUCUCCAUCUUGUCCCAUAUUUCUGCUAAUGUGGAGGGAAGAAUCAUGAAAAUUAGUGAAUUUAUAUUAAUACGGUCGCUAAAGGCGGCUAAACGAUUAAGAAUACAGCUUUUGUGGACUAUUGAAAGAAUCUUAACCCGGAAAAUAAAAUUGUCAUCAAAUAAUUUACAUGUUGUCAGUUGACAUAUAUUUUUGUAUAUCUGUAGAUGGAAAACAUCGAGGUUGACAUAUAUUUUUGUAUAAACUGUAGAUGGAAACAGAAAUAUUGUUGUAAUCUUUUAAGCACUAUAAAGGUAGACUUUGUGUUAAUAUCACAAUGAAAUGCAUUUAAUUUCAUAUAAUAUUUUUUGGAUCAAUAAUUAGUUGUUUUGUGUUUUAAAUAAUUGUUAAUGUCUGGCUGGCAUAAUUAUUUAAAAUAGUACAAUUAUCAUGUACAGUUAGUUCAUGAUUGUUAGAAGCAGGACAAAAUUGCCCUACAUAGGAUGUGUAGAAAUGUAACAAGAUAAAAUAUAUUUCAGCAUGAUAAUUGUGGACCCAGUGUUAAUAGAAACCAAAGCAAGAGCCAGAUUGAUUUGAGUGAAAAAGCCUUGGUCUGGUGUUUGGUUGUCAGAUUGGCCGAGUAUGCCAAUCAGUGAAGCAACAUCCAAGGUGACGCCACUGUCUGAAAUCUAAAAUUAGCUGGGUUCACUUACUAUAUUAAUUCACUUACUAUACUAUACUAUACCAUACUAUACUAUGUCUUGUUUCAUGUGUGCACUAGUGUCCAGUACCUGCAUGGUGUAAAUUGCAUUGUACAAUCCAGCAGUUAAACAAUAACGUGGUAGAUGAUUGUGAUAACAUAAUUUUUUAAUCCAAAUGAACAUGUUGAAUUUCAGGGUUUCUAUGCAAGAAACUAUGUGCUAUUUUGCAUGUCUGAGAUGGAGACUAAGGUGCUGCAUCCUAGAAAGUGUGAACCAGCAAGGUUUACAUUGUACAGUUAGCAGCAUCAAGGCUACAACACGUGGACAAGCAACCAUUGUCAAUGACAACAUUGAUCAAGCAUGUCAUAACCUGCCAGAUAAAAUAGUGACAUAAUUGAACAUGGCCAGCAUUCUGUUCUGCUGACACCUUCUUUAGUAUAACAUGUUUUUAAUGGAUGAAAAAUUAAAGAAAUUGGAAAAAAAUAAUGUGGUUCAUGCUCACAAUUUCCCUGUGACUUAUUUUUAAAUCCCAUCGCCUUUUAUCAGAAAUUGCAUUGCAAGUUGCAGAUUUACUAGAGGGGGGGGGGGGUGCACCCUCCAAGCCCUGACAGGACAGGAGGGGGUGCUUUUUUCAUGAUAAAGCAAAAAAUAAUAGAGACAAAAUGAGAUACAGUAAUUUGAGCAAUAAUAUGAUGAUAAGCAAAGUGUGAAGUUGUGAACAACAAUUACAAUUCAAUUACAGUAUGUUGAUUGGUGAGCGGCACACAUGACCGAGACAACUCUGCACCAGAGCCGGGGAGAGCAGCCCCCCACCCGAUCAUGCUGGAUCGAUCCCUGUAUUAUUUACAUGGAAGUGAAUCUCUUUUGGUGGCGUAAAGACAUAUUUUUUGUCAAUUUUCAAGUGAAAUCCAAAUUUACAUGGCUGUCUAAAAUUUUAGUCAGCUGGAUGGCAGAUGCAGUAAUGCAGUAGAAUAAUCUUGAGCAUAACAUCUAACAUAAUACAGCAACAAUAUAAAUUGUAUAACUUUGUUUGAUUAACUAUGUUUGAUAAAGCAGUUUACAUAGUUUACAUGCCGUACAUGUACUCAACAAAUUCGUGAGAUAUUUCUCGCUAACGAGUAACAUAUGUACAGCGUAAAAACACAUGGGAUUGUAAAUUCGAAGUUUGUUCUUUGCUGAAAGAUCUCAAAAUUGUCAGUGUAGACAAACCAGUUUCAAUAUCAUGUCCACUAAAUUAUAUAACAGUAAUCGACAAUUCCAAGAGGCAAGAGCAUCCAUUAUCCAGUUGAAAUUUUGACAUUUACCACUCCAUCUGCCUUCUAGAGUAUGCCGUUUCGCAAGAGUAUUAAUAUUUGAUGUUUGCGUGAUGUUACUCUGAGUGUAUAUCCACACCGGGCAGGCUUGAAAAAUAUGCCUGGCCACGGCGGGAUUCGAACCUACGACCUUUGGAAUACUAGCCCAAUGCUCUUUCAACUGAGCUACGCGGUCAGGACGGUUCGAGUAAGCGAUAUUUCGGAACUGAGUCUAGUUCCUUCGAUAUCAGUGUAAUCUAAUAUUUAUGAAAUCUGCUGUGUUGAAAUGCUGUAUGAAAUCUGCUGUAUAAAAUCUGCAUUAAUAUUUGAUGUUAUAUGCAUGUAGGAUACAGACCAAAUAUAAUAAAAAAUUGAACGGUUGCAAAAAUUCUUAUAAGGCCAAUGAAAAUUGAUAUCAUGUUUCUCGUCCCCGCCCGUAUGGGAUUGAUCAGCCGCACGAAAAUUUUUCCGAUUAUUCAUUAUUUUUGAAAAAUAGGCUUAAAAACACCAAAUUCAUCUCCAGAUCAAAGUCUUAUUGCUGCAUUCCGCAAGCGCAACUCAAAUUGUAUCUUUCUAAAGAUAUUACUCGCCAAAUUGCCUCUAUUUUUCAUGUCAGCCCUGGUAUGUGUAGAAAUAUACUGUAGUCUGUAGACUGUAGUGUAGGACGUAUUAAAUUAAAAUGAAUUAUACACCAAUUUUUAAUGCUUCAGAUUUUUAUGGGGUUUUCUACUGGGUCAAGGAAAUUAUCGACAAGCAGAAUUCAAAUACAAAAAAAACUAAUGAAAAAUGAAAAAUGAAAAAAUCCCGCUCCAAAUUUUUGAAAAUUGUGGACGAGAAACAUGAUAUCAAUUUUCAUUGGCCUAAAUUCCAUUCACACUUCGUCGAUCGAUACGAUUUACAUAGUUUCGGCGUGGUUUGACCAUCUGGAUUUCGUUAAAUUGCGGCCCAUUCGUUGUAAGUGCAAAAUAAUCAAUGUUUCAUUCAUAUUUGUAACAAUUUGCAACAUAAAAAUGAUAUUCUCGAUCGAUAUUUUUUCGAAUUGUGUCUGAAUAUAAAAAGAUCGUAUCAUCCUAUGGGAGUAGGGGAAACACAGCUUUUGACAUUUUGCAAUAGUUUUGAUAUGAACAAAUUAAUCCCGUGGGGGUGGGGAUAACAUAGUCGGUCCACAAGGGUUACAUAGCUGGUCCAAAGUCUUCGGGUUUUGGCAGGUAUCGCCGCUAUUAAUUUUUUUGCCUGCAAGAAAUUUUGCCCGAUAAUCGAAAGGCGAUGCCUGCGGAGGAGGCUACAUCGUGGUUAAAUUGGAAGGCUUUAUGCUGUCGUCAUGCUGCCAUGGAAACACUGACGUUGUCGAAAUCUAGUUCGGAAUAUUCCUUAGGUGACCAAUAUUGCCACCAAGUCGAAAAGAAUUGGCGUUCUGCACGAAUAAGGCUGUUUUACGGAAUUAUUGCGUAAACAAGAAUAGAUGUAGGGAGCCACCUUAAAACAGAUCAGUAUUAAGAACUCGUAUAAAUCAGUGAAGCAGAAGCGGUAGAGGAGAGAGCCUGAAAAAGAGGUUGCAAAUGAUAUCGAACUUUCGAAAUAUAUUCGGCAAUAUAUAAUUAAAAACAAACAAGAUUUCGAUAUAGCUUGGUCAAUCUCAAAACAUGGGACUUCAUAUACGGGAGGAUCAAAAACAUUUGACAUAAUGUGUGUAAUUUGUGUUUGGAAGAAAUUUUGCGGAGUGGAAAUAAUAAACAAUUUUACUCAACAAAAAAUCGGAAAUAGUUUCGAACACGAACAGAAAUUACUAGUAAACAAGGUAAACAAAAAAACAAAUGCAUGUCGUCCCACACGCCCACAUUAGACGUAUUUCAGCGGUAAGCUGUAAAACAUGGAAUCUGGAAUCUGGAAUCUUGGAAUCCUGGAAUCUUGGAAUCCUGGAAUUUUGGAAUCUUGGAAUCUUGGAAUCCUGGAAUCUUAUCAUAUAACCGCAGAAUAUGUUAUUAUCAAGAUAUUAUUAUUAUACUUAUGCAACAUAUUGUUCUGCAUGCGAUAAUUUAAUACUUAGCUACAGAAGCAAACCUUGGUAAUAUAUUAUCAGUAUAUACUAUAUACGUUGCAGAAUUUAAUAUCUCCAUCUUGAUGUCAAUACAUAAUAAUAUAAACGCUGUGUGCGCAUCUAAAUAAUGCAGUCGGUUUAUGAGUGCGUAGCAAGAUCAGUGACCAGGCGGGAGGCAACUAAAUUACAUUAUAUAUAUAUCAUUGCACAGGGACCGCGGAGCAGGGGGGGUGGCUGAGGGGCUUUAGCCCCCCCCCCCCAAUAAUUUUUCAUACAUAUCUGAUUUUAAUAUAGCGCAGAUAGCACUUUUCUUUGCGUAGUCCAGAAAAAUAUUAAAUGUCUGAUUUGCGUGUUUCAGAAUUCCAAUUCCAUUUCCAAUCAGCGAAACAUAUAGCUUUUACAAACAACAGGUCUCAACCUUCAUGACGCUGUGCAAUAUAAUGUCAAGAGUUGUUAGUCGCAUUUGACCACUUUAUUUAAAAUUCGGAGCCUAACAUUAUCCAAGGUGUCACACUCGGUUUCAAAUAACGGUUGAAACUCCAUAUCACUUCAGACACAGUGAAUACGUGUGUUUCGCUUCGGUUCCAAACAAAAUGUUGGCGUUAAAACUGCUAAGCGUCGUUCUAACUUACUGUUUGCUUGUGAUUGAUUAUUCUUUGCCUUUGGAACCUAAAUUAUCUCCCAACAAAAUUCUCACGAAAAGAAUGCAGGUUAUAUAAUAACACAGUGAAACACGCAAUUUGAUUGGUCAAAUUUGAUUGGUCAAUUUGCAGGAUCAGGCUAUCCAGCACUAGGAAUUAAAAUGCCUUCGCGGAAUUUUCAAAAUGUCAUAGUUUCGCUGCAGUUAUUUUAUAAAACAAUUACCAAAUGGUUUUCCAAGCAGGAUAGCGUGAUCCAUGCACUUGGGAUGUUGCUCGACAUUCGGAAAAUGUAAAAAUACACUCGCCUGCGGCUCGAGUAUUUUUACGCUUUCCGAAGGCUCGCAACAUCCCUCGUGCAUGAAUCACCCACUCCUGCACGGAAAACCAUUCGGUAUUCCUUUAUUAUUGAACACUUUCCAGAAAAAAACAUUUCUAAGAAAGGUAGAGACGAUAAGUAUGGAAAAUGCAAUUUAAAUUACACUUAAAUAAGGCAUUAAAGUUCGAAGAAAAAAAUCUAUUCAAGGAAAAUUUACUAAGCGAAUAAAUUUUACCCUUAUAUAAUGGCUUGCUUAAGAGUCGUUCAAGAAACUUUUUAAGACAAACUAGCAGGUUUUAUUGCAUUUCUGGAGCUCAGAGAGGCCUCAGAUUUCAAAAUUUCCCGGGGGAGCAUGCCCCCCGAACCCCCCCAGAAGACUCGCGCCUUCGGCGUUCGCUAGCCACCCUAAACAAAAAAUACCCGCGGUCCCUGUUGCAAUCAGGAAAAACUCAAUUAAUUAGAUGCACUAUAACACCUCGUAUUCCGUCAAAAAAUACCACACUUGCGAACAAUUGCCGAGUUCAUAUAUGUUAUAAGACAAUAAGCCACUUUGACUCCUCCUCUACACUAGUAAUCAAGUUCUAUAUUAAUUUUUUUCUGUGUUGGUGUUGCGUACUCAGGUGAAUAAUAUGUUGCGAUGUUACUCUGAGUGCAUAUUCCAAAGGUCGUAGGUUCGAAUCCCACCGUGGCCGGGCAUAUUUUUCAAGCUCGCCCGGUGUGGAUAUGCACUCAGAGUAACAUCGCAAACAUAAGUUCUAUAUUAUUGAUGAUCGAUUUCAUGUAUGCAUGGGUGCAUUGUAUGUUUGAAUUUCGCCGAAAAAGCGCUAGAUUAACGCACUGCCGCUACAACAUUGCCAGUUGAAAAACCACGUGCUAUAUAACUCACUCACAUAGCGGCAAGACUAUGAGCCUCAUUAACCACGUACUAUAUAACCUUAAUUCGUUGAAUAUAGACUAUAUGAACACGGCAAUUGUUCGCAAGUGUGCUAUUUUUUUUACGGAAUACGAGGUGUUUUAGUGCAUCUAAUUGAUAAUUGAGGUUUUCCUGAUUGCAAUGGUCAUAUCUUGCUACGCACCCGAUUUUAACUCUAUUCAUAAACCGACGACAUUAUUUAGAUGCGCGCACAGCAGAAGCAGACCUUGGUAAUAUAUUAUCGGUAUAUACUAUACGUUGCAGAAUUUGAUAUCUCCAUCUUGAUGCCAAUUCAUAAUAAUAUAAACGCUGUGCGCGCAUCUAAAUAAUGCCGUCGGUUUAUGAGUGAUUCUAGGAUUCCAAGAUUCCAGGAUUCCAGAUUCCAUGUUUUACAGCUUACCGUAUUUCAGCAGCAUAUAUUUCGAAAUUUGUCAGACACGGCACGUCUUAUCCUGUCAUCAUGAAUCACAUGAUAUAGCAACCCGCCGAGAGGAGCUAGAGACAUUCAUAUCAUAUAUCCACAAUAAUACAACUACCCAUAAUAUGAACUGCCCUUGAACGACCAUGGCUUGGAUUGAAUUCGCUCCUUUGCGUAUACCACUUCAUCGACGUAUUGAGACUACAGCGGUAGUUCUCUUUUAUUAUUCAUUUUAUCUCGGAGCUCUUUUGGGUACAUGUAUCAUCAUAGGCUUAUUUUUCACUUCGUAUUAUCCACUCGCAUUAUUUUAUCUGGCCUGGGCUUACAUCUUUGAUUCGGGAACUCCAAGUCACGGUGGACGUCGUGCGGAAUUUGUUCGUCGUUUGCGACUUUGGAAGUAUUUUCGGGAUUAUUUCCCGAUCAAGCUGGUCAAGACAGCUGAACUAAAUCCAGAGAAGAAUUAUAUUUUUGGUUAUCAUCCCCAUGGAAUUCUCUGCGCUGGCGCAUUUUGCAAUUUUGCGACGGAAGCAACAGAUUUCUCGACUGUCUUUCCUGGCAUUGUUCCCCAUCUGUUGCCACUUAUGGGUAAGCUAGCUUUGUGAAAGCUUUAGUAUCAAUAAGAUUAUAACAAGCAAACGUCUGUGGUAAAGUGAAUGCAGAAUCACUCACUUCCUUGCCUGUGUUUUUAUAAGAAAUAUAUAUCAACUUUCUAUUUCAUAUAUGAUAUGGAUGGAUAAAUAGCGGAUUCACAUAAAUUUACGAGUUAUAUAACCUGUUAGAUUUUUCAUGAAAAGGAAAAACAAUAUUGCAUCAAGUUCAAAUUACUAAAAUUUCCCCUAAACUCUCUGUUUUGUUAUUGAAAAUUCAAAAUUGUACUUGUGAAAUUUGAUCUAAGUUUCCUGACCUGCAAUUUGACCCUGCAGAUCAUCGGAUUUCCGAGUGCUAAGCCGGCGAAUUAGAGCAAAUCACUUCUGGAAAGUGUACGAGACUUGGACUUUCGAAAGUCAGGACAUUUUAUAGUUGGACAUUUUGGGAAUUUUGUCGGAUUCAUUUUUCUGGUGAAGCUAUGCAGUAAAACCAGGAGAAAAACAAUUAUAACAUUUAUAUUUUAACAUUAUAUUAUUAUAUUUUAUUAUUAUAUUAUUAUAUUUUAAUCUUGGAAAUACCAGAUUUAUUUCUCGUGUUGAACAUGAUAUCUCACUCGUUCGCUGCGCUCACUCGUGAGAUAUCAUGUUCAACACUCGAAAUAAAUCUGGUAUUUCCGCGCACCCAUGUAUUAUUCUCUAUUUUAUCUCUUAUUAACCAUAUAUAGCUCUGUUCAGACCGCCAUUAUUUCGAGAUUACAUUAUGUUAUCCGGAAUGUGUGACGUCGCACGUGAAAGUUGUGAAUACAUACUGACAAAAAAAGGUGCAGGGAACUCAGUUGUGAUUGCCGUCGGUGGAGCAGCUGAAGCUUUGGACGCACAUCCUGGAAAUUUUAUGUUAACAUUGAAAAAGCGGAAAGGAUUUAUAAAACUUGCACUUCAAACUGGGUAAGAUUAAUAAUUAUUGAACUAUAGACUAGGUAGACGUCAAUACACCUCCGCCAGCCUUGGAGAUAUGGAACCUUGUGAAAGAGACGUUGGAUACUUGUAACGAGCUCGACUGCUCGAGUGACGUAAAUAUAUAAAGAUCUCUUACUUUAAUUUUAAAUUAACUAACAAGACGCCUGCGCAGGCGUACACUCUGGCUAUACGGCCCAGGCGGCAUAAUAGGAACUAAGGCAAGUCAUGUGGAGGAGGUGCUUAAAAGGUCUAGUCUGUGGUUAAAUUGAUUCAGAGGGAAAUUUUAUUACGAGAAAACCUGAAGCGUAGCUAUUUUUGAGAUGGUGUUAUAGAAAGACGGUGUGCUGUAAAAUAUAGAAACACAUAGGUAACGUACGGUUUUUGUGCUUUAUUAAUCACAUUGUCAUUUUGUCUAUAUAUUGAAUAAAAGCGUACUGUAGCAAGGUGAUCCAUGCGCGCAGUUUAAUAGAUUACUCAAAAGUUACAAGUUAUUACGUCAUGACCCUUUAGACAGCUGAGUGAAAGCAGACCAUGGUACACUUGUGAACCAUAACAUUAAUAUCUGUGUACUGUAUUAAUAUUAACUUGACAGCAGCAGGAGUCGCCCCAGUCAAUCAUUUGAUAUAUGAGACGAAAUGAUUUUCGAGGUCAUAACAUUAAGUGUGAUCUUGUGGACAACAUGUAUUUACAAACAUACUAUUUCAUUAUGGAAGAAAACGUACUACGUGUAUUUAGUACGAUCAUUCGAACUUCCCCACUUUAAAAUAUGUACGAAAACGGUUUGGUAUACUAUUAUUUGAAUGAGUAAUUUUGGUAUCCUGCAUGCCACGAAAUGCAUGCCUGAAAUGUUCCCGUAGGCACUGGAAACCGCAAUACCGCAUGCAUGGUUUCUCUUUCUGGUUGUUCCUUUAGUUGUGGAUUAUAUUCUCUGUUGGAUUUAAGUCAGGCGAAUGUGCCGGUAUUCGGUGUUGUGACUUUGUGGGCACAUUAUACAUAUUAACCAGACUUUACAAUUCCAUGACCCGCUAACUGCGCAACGGAAUUAUUAGCAAGGUUGCUGUAUAAUACUAUAUAAUAGUUCGUAUGGGGGUUUGACCCCCCAAAGUACGAAUCAUCUGGAUUGGCAGGGCGAAUCAUCUAGAUUGGCAGGGCAAUCAAAGAUAAUUAAGUAACCAUAUCAGCAAGUUAAAAUCUUUAAAUUUCCCAUAUGGAAUUGUAUGCUGGGUCACGGAUUUUUUAAAGUGUCGCAAGCAGAGAGUCAAACUAGUACGUGAUUGUAGAUCGGAAUGGAAGGAUAUUCCUGCUGGAGUAUCAAAAGGAACCAAACUAGGACCGUGGCUCUUUGUGCUGAUGAUAGAUGAUAUAGUAGUGACGGACACCGAACUGUGGAAGUAUGUGGACGACACAACUAUAGCUGAACCUGUUUGAACCUAGUUUGAACCUAGCUAUGAAAUCUCACCAGAAUAAGCUUCAGUUAAACGAAACGAAAUGCAAAGAGAUGAGGAUAUCGUUCGCCAAGAAAGCUCCGGAUUUUGCCCCCUUUCUAAUCAAUAACAAAGCUAUUGAUGUAGUUGCUAAUGUCAAAUUUUUUGGAUUGAAUAUAACUAAUGAUCUAAAAUGGAACUGUCACGUCUCUGAAAUCAUACAUGUACGUAAAGUAUUUACCAGACUUUAUUUCUUAAAGCAACUGAGGAGAGCAAACGUACCAACAAAAGAGCUUUUAACUUUCUAUGUCACAUGCAUACGUCCUAUUACAGAAUAUGCAUGUCCAGUGUUCCAUAAUGGACUGCCGAAGUUUUUAUCAAAUGACUUAGAACGGUUGCAAAAGAGAGCAAUGAGUAUAAUUUUCCCUCAAGUUAUAUACGCUGACGCCUUGGCAGCAGGCAAGCUACCGGCUACACUUUACGACCGUCAGUAGGAAUAUCUUGACAGUCAAACUCUUUAAUACAAUAACUAGUAACGAAAACCAUAAGUUACAUAGUUUACUACCCGAGCAUAAUACAUGUGAAGUCAACCUCUGAAAUAAGCGGAGAUUCAAUAUGCCAAUAUGUAAGACUAAUAGACUCAAAAAUACUUUUAUCUAUAGUAAUAGCAUAUAAACUAUUUUAACAAUUCAAUAAUUAAAGACAGUAGUUUUAACUAGAAAAUUUUUAAUUGUAAAGUACUACGCAAUUCAGCUUUUUGGCUGCAAAGGUAUUACUAAUAAAGCCAUCUAUCUAUCUAUCUAUCUUACAGGGCUUCCAGAGGGAAUUGAACUAGAAUUUAUAUAUAGACCUAAAUUUUACAGAUAUUGGUAAAAAAAAUAAGGGUUUCACGCAUGUUUUAACAGGAAUUUGUACGGAAAAAAUUUUUAUUUAACUGGUUUAUGUCCGGAAAUUUUUUUCCACCCUUUUUUUGAAUGCCCGGAAAAUUUUUUUUCAACCUCCCCCCCCCUCCCCCUUUUGCAGGGCAAUUCUAGCAGACACCCUCCGAAUUAAAAGGGCUAGUUUCGCCCCUGGCGAGGCUGCGAUAUUCACCAAUGAUCCAAGAAGACUACCACGUAUAUUGCAAAAAAUCGCCAAGUUCUGGACGCCAUGGCGCAUGGCGGGCAUGAAAUCGCCAACUUUCGAAGGAUUUUAAAACGUCUGUAGCUUGUCAGCUAGGAUUUCAUCUAAACCCUACGAGUACUCUUAAGUAUGCUCUGGCACUAAUGCAGAGGAAAAUAGUCGCACUAUUGGAUUGAAAAACCAAAAUAUUUCUGUUUUCAUAUUUUUUAAACUCCCAUUUUGACGUGAUCCUGUGAACCAUUAGAGGAGAAAAGCGGUUAACUCCAUGAACGUAGGUCGCAUUUGCGACGUUGAAAACGACAGCCGCUUACCUACGGCUACGGUAGCCAGAGUAAUAAUUAUUUUAACUGUAUAAUUCAGUCAAAGCUAGACCAGAUUUUAGAUUUACGUUGCGAGAAGUCGUUUGUGAUAUAGUGAUCCAUCCCGUAGUUAAAAUACCUCCGACACUGAAUUUUCCUUUGAAAUGUUCCUCAAAAUUGUAAGAAUGUUUGAAACAGUCUACAAUAUGAAAUAACGUUUUAGGGAGCGGUCAUAAAGUAUUUACUAAGGGAGGUGGAGGAUAUUCAGGGUAAGAGGGUAUGUGAAAAAAUCAGUACUUCCAGAGGAGUACGAAAAAAUGAAAAAUUGACUAAUUACUAGGCUGUACUUAGGGGAGUCACGAAAAAACCUGACUUUAAUAAUGUACCAGUUACUUAAAAUGUUUACGUCUAUGACAAAUUUGAAAAGUUUAUGUUUUACUAUAAAAAUUUAAAAAAAUUAAAUCAAUACAAUGUAUAAACAUCUCAGUUCGAUUGAUUCAAUGUCGGACGAAAACCAGGGUUCAUGAUCAAGAUCUGUGAAACGUUUGGAAUACAAAUCUGAUACAUCUGAAAUGGCCAUACUUGCACUCUCACUCGCAUCACUAUACAACGUACCUGAUGGUGAAGGCCCUUGAACAGAACCAAAUUUUGUCUGUUGUUGGAUGACGGAGGGUUCAUGAUCAGGUUCUGUGAAACGUUUGGAAUACAAAUCUGAUCCAUCUGGAAUGGCCAUACCGUAUUUACUCGUUUAAGCGCCGCGGCGCUCUUUAAAUUUUUAGAGCUUCAGAUGCGGCGCUCAUUCGGGGGCGGCGCUCAAUCGGGGGCGGCGCUCUUUAAAAAAUAUUUUAUUUGUGAAUUAUGACAAGAACUUUUAACUAUAAAAUAGACAAGUUUUAAAAGGUUUUUGUCACUAAAUGUCCCAAUUUUGACGCGGAAAAUUUUCACACUAUUUAGUGCGGCGCUCAUUCGGGGGCGGCGCUCUUUUAAAAAAAAAUAUCUCAAAUGCGGCGCUCAUUCGGGGGCGGCGCUCAAUCGGGGGCGGCGCUCAAUCGAGUAAAUACGGUACUUGCACUCUCACUCACAUCACUACAACCUGAUGGGGAAGGUUCUUGAACAGAAGCAAACUUUGUCUGUUGUUGGAAAUGCUCCAAGAACAAAUUUCUCUGUAGUCUCACGCCCGUCGUUUGUGCUCCAUUCUUUUUUUUUACUUUCCUUCUCAAGAGUAGAUUUUAACUUGGCAAACAUAUUUUUUGCAAACUCCAAGGCAUCUGUGUGAAAAAAAUACAUUGUUUAUAAAAUGCUCUAACGUCUUGUGUGAAACCUUGGCUUCAGGAUGUAUUCGGUACAAGUGUCUAUUGAUGUGGUCUUUAUGCCAUCUUUCUAAUUUCUGUGUGUGUUUAUCUGCCAUUCCUCAGCUCUACUUUAAGCAUCAGUCGCUUUUCUUAUCUUUAACUGAACGUACAUCGUUUUUCUUCCCGCUUAAUUUUUUCUCUUUGAUUUUACAUCUCUGUCUUACUGAGUAUCUAGUUUCCGUUUCAGAACAAUCAAGGGCGUAAGAACCGGGGGGCCAAGAACCGGGGGGGGGGUUUGGCCCCUCCCAAGUUUUCGAAAAACAAAAAAGUACCCUUCCUCCAGUGGUAAAGUGCCCUUUGCUUUCGUGAAAAAUGUUGUUCAGAUUGCAAUUAUUUUUCCUUCAGAAAACAUAAAAAAUGCCCACUCUCCAUGGGAGAAGAAAGGACGUCGUUUGAGGAAACGCCUGCCCAAAUGGCUAUGACAAAUUAGUUUUCGCCCAUUAAGGAUGAUUGACGUUUUGUAAUUAGCACCGUCACCCAUUAUCCAAUCAUAGUCGAGAUUUAUAUUUCGCAUCAUGCAUGCCGUUUGCUCGGCAACUAGGGAGAUUUGCAGAGAUUUUAUGUACUAUUUAAAACAUGAGCAGCAGUGUUUUAUCAGAAAUAAAGAUGGUCUGAUAAAACACGCACUGCGAAUGUUUUAAUUCGAGUUCAUUGGCGAAGUAACUUUCAAAAAAUUCGUUGUGUAUGUUAAGAAAAUCAUACCCAUGGACGCCGGAACUGGGGGUGCAGGAGGGGCAGCCGCCCCCUUGCCCUUUACCAGGAGGGGCCAAGGUGCCCUUUCAAUUUAAAGGAUUGCCUUGGCGAAAUAGCGAAUUGUCAGAAAUGUUAGUGCAAUUCUUUUACGAAUUUGCUUCAGAAAACGCAAGAAAUGCAGUCAUCGAGCUUCAAGAAUAGCACAAUCGCCUGGCGGAGAACCCCCUCACACCCCUAUCAUCCAAUAAAUAGAAAACAUGAUUAGGCGAAGUUCAACUGCCCGAUGUUUUGCAAACAUCUCUUAGUAUAUAUAUCAAUUCAAAAGUGCCCUUUCACGAAAAUCUGCCCCCCCCCCCUUGCCUUCACAUCGUUCCGGCGUCCCUGAUCAUACCCUGUUGGCAGUGGUUUCUGAGCUGAGGGGAAACCACUGCGAGCAAACGAACGACCUUCUAUCGAGCAUGCGCGAAGAUCACGUGAUGGGAAGUCACUAAUUUGACUUCAUUUCCUGUAGUUAAGUAGUUUGUUAUCUGUAAACAAACGUGCCAUAGUACUGUUUUAUUUGUUGUCUGUCAGUUUUAAUUUAAUCGAAGGACCAUUUAAUUCUACACGCAGUUCACGAUUAUGUAUCGGUUUUAAUCUCGUUAUUUCCAAUACUAAAAUAUUUUGAAAUCGGUGCCUCACUGUGCAUUUGAAUUUCUGUUAUACUGUAUCUUUCUAAAAGUUUGUAUUUAUCCGACAAUAUCAAUUUUUUAAUUCGUUCUUCGAACUUUAUUUGUGUUACUUAAACGUUGGAGAUUGUGUUAAGGUUUUCGUUAAAUUCCAAUUCUCAAAGUUUUCAAAUAACAUAAUAACGUUUCCAAUUACUGUUGAUUUUGACAAUUAUUGCAAUUUUUGAUCGUCGCGACCUUAACCUACAAAUUUCAACCGAUCAAAGAUCGUCACAACCUCGUUCCCAGGGUAUUUAGGAAAUACCCUGGUAUGGGCUGGUCACGUGCCUCGUCCAAAAUUUAGCGCCCGCGGGGGUGUGGGGAAAGUAUCAAAUUACAUGAUUCCAGUGGAGAUAUUUUGUUUAACAGUUAAAAACAUAAAUUUUGCGAAUUAUUAAGUUCAAAAUACUUGCUAAUUUUUGUUUAUUUUCUUUGCUUUGAAUUUACAAGAACAUUCUUACAUUUUUACCAACAGUCAAGUCAAGAAACCAAGUAAAUCGUUACUCACAGUGCUCUCUCGUGUUGUUAUUCAAUGCCGUCUCUUCACACUCGAGCGCGGUUUUAUAACAAACGUUUAUUAUGAGCUUUUCAGUCAUCAUUUCUACAUAUGUAAUGUUUUUAAAAUACGAGUAGUAAACCCCCCCCCCCCAUAUGGAGACCAAAGGGAUGCCGCCAAUGACGUCACGCUGCUCCGAAAGUAAUUAGUAUGCAAAAUAUGUGACGUAACUUUGCUGGCCCUAACCCUAACCUUGGGUCAGGUAGCGCAACCAAUUAACGCGGACAAGCCUGGGCCAAAUAUCACUUUUCUGGGCCGGCCUGAACCAAAUGUGACAGGUAGCGCGACCAAUUAGCGCGGGAAAACCUGGGCCAAAUGUGACAGGCAACGCGACCAAAUGUCCGGAACAGUCAUUAAGCAGAGCUCGGAAUUUUCAGUACAAAAGACAACGCUUGCUAUAGCCAUAUUGCCAUUUCGUUGUGAAAGCCGUACGAUGGAGUGUCUGCACGGAAAAACCGCAUCUUACAAUUUAUUGGAAGGAAUAUAUGCGAAUGCAGUCGCACAUGAAGUUCAAAGACUUUGUGUGGAAUCCUGUAAUGGUUGUCAAGUCGGUCAUCCUAGUCAAAGACAACAUGACUGCCUCAUGAUGAACGAAAACGAACGAUGGCAAAUGUAUGGUUUACAAGCGAUCGAACGCGUGAAUGGUAAGCGUAUGGUUUGGAACGAAUUCGCUGAGGCAAUGAGGGUACUAAAACUGGCGGUUGACAGAGAUGUACUCGAACAUUUACAGCAACUGGAAAAAUACCCAGAUUCUACGUUUGUCGAUUCAUUGAUGGAACUACAUCAGAACACUGAGAACCACGAACUACAAUGUAUACUGAACUAUUUGUUUCAUUGGAGAUUAGAAGACCCGCUCGAGUCAACAGCUGAAGCGUUUUUUUUCGUACCCACCGAGUUACAUGUAUUAUGUGAAGGCGACGGGUGAACGAUUUAGAAGUUUUGAGGCAGAUCAUAAGAAAGCUUAUCAAGGAUUCUUGGAGAAAAAACUUGUAGAACAGUUUAACAAACAGUCUUAGUUGUAAUAUUUUUUGACGCUAUCGUCUGUUAUUUGUAUUAAUAAACAUAUCUUAAACUUUGGAAAUUUGCGUUGUUUAUGCGUUGCUAAGUCAUUAGGAGGUGUGUAGGUAAUUAAGGGGAUUAAGGCAAUACGAAUUUGCAUAACUAAAUGUAUCCCGAUGGAUAGAUAGGGAUUAUUUUUAACGCAGGUGUAUACCUUAAAAUCAGGCGCGUGGCUUUGCGGGUGCAUGCAUAUAUUAACGUACAACAUAUUUUACACUAAUCAGGCGGGCGGAUCGCGCGGGCGGAAUGAGCGGGCUUUGCCGGCAAAAAUUACACAAUAUUUCAGUUUUUAAAUUUAUUUCUUCAAAACGUUUUACAAAAUUAUGCUUCUAAUAUAUAUCGUCACUUGUUUCAGGGGUUUCGCUAUCAGAUUCUUCAUCAUAGCUGCUUUCAUCAUCGUGGCUGUUUUCAUCUUCCGUAAUCCAUUUGGUAUGUCUUGGGACUGUUAUAUGAGAGCACAGUUUUAACCUCUUUGUAGUUGAUAAAUUACUGCGUUGGCCCUGCCUUCUCUUGCUUCCGCGCCCUGCUUGUUGUAGUAGGGCUUUUGCUCCUUGUUCGGCAAAGUCUUUAACAACGUCACCUCCGUGAGUCUUUGCAGAUUCUCUUACAUUUUUUCCUUGGAGUACAUCUUGACCCACUUCUGUGGCUCUUUUGCCAACAACUUUAGCACCUUGUUUGAAUAGAGGAAUAGGACAUCUUGACCCACUUCUGUGGCUGCUUGUAAUGCUCUUUUGCCAACAACUUUAGCACCUUGUUUGAAUAGAGGAAUAGCAUAUCUCGCAAGGCUCUUGAAAAUACCUCCGAUCCCGUAUCCUCUUUGAAAACGUGCACCAUUAAACCCAGCGAUGUUUCCGCCACGCUGCUGUCUCAAGAAAUGGUCUCUCAGUAGUUUUUCGUCUACAAUAAGUGUACCUCUCGGCAUGUUGAUGUGUUCAGUUCAACUUCACGCAGUCAACUAAUCAAAUAUCACUUUGGUCGCUUAUUUUAUGGUUAGAAGAUUGCCUUUUAUCCGUUCUGAUAUCUAUAAUUUCGCCUCGACGACAAUGUGGACAGCUGGCGAUUACAUGCGUAAAAUCUCCUUUGGACACUUGAAAAUCACAGAUCAUACAGCGACAGCUUUUACAAUUCGGAUAAAAAUCUGUCCAUGUGCAUACGGGGCACGUACUCAAAUGGGAGAUGUAUAUAUCUUUGUUACAACUGUUACAAGUUACGUCAGCAUCAGAUUGUGUAUCCUGAUGGGACCACUUGUGGGCUAACACAGAAAGGACAUGUCCAUUUACGAUCAGACUUUUAUCAAUUUCCAAUUCUGCAAGACCUUUUAUAAAAAUGCUCAAUCCAGUUGGUUCGGGAAUAUCUGGAUGAUAAGGCGUCACGCAAUAUUUCAGAAGGUCUACAAUGUCAGUGCCUCGUAUAUUAUGUCCUCUGUAAACGAUUUCUCCUUUUCCAUUCCAAGUUAAAAUCCCCGUAGAGGUUAAAAUAGAAUGAAGGAUUUCCUCGGCUUCGCGUUCAUCAUCAACGUCAAGGUAUUUGAGAAUGUCUUCAAGUCUCCACUGUUCAGGAGAUGAUCGUUUGUCGCUAUCCAUGAUUGGAAUGAGGAGAUGUCCUUCAUACUUUUUAUUUUAUAUUAAUUCUGCAAGACCUUCUAAAAGUGGUCCAAGUACCAAUCCCAGAAAGCCGCUUCCCCGCUGAACAAGAAUUUCCUUUUUCGUCUUAAAAUUUCUAUCUCUGUCUGCUAAAUCAGCUAGAUCUUGUUCGAAAGGUCUGAGUUUGUCCUUUGUUUCUUUAGAGUAUGUGAAAUUUUCUAUACAAUGACACAAGCAUCGAAUUUGCUCAGCUGAUGUAGAAUUAAGAAGAGCUUGCUGUUGAGUUGGAUGAGAAGUACAUAAGAGUUCUACAAAUGGUCUGUGUUUCAUAUAACUGCAAGUCAUCUCUGUUCGGCGGUCAGCAACGGAAUGAAGAUUUAGUUGGAAAUAACACAUAUAUAAGGAUCGGCUCGCCCUCUAUAGAUUAGGUCUAGACAAUAGUCUUCAUAGUCUUUACUAUAGUCUUUCAUAGUCUUUAUUAUAGUCUUUCAUAGUCUUUAUUAUAGUCUUUCAUAGUCGGGACUAUAGUCUUUCAUAGUCAGGACUAUAGUCUUUCAUAGUCUUUACUAUAGUCUUUCAUAGUCUUUACUAUAGUCUUUCAUAGUCAGGACUAUAGUCUUUCAUAGUCUUUACUAUAGUCUUCGUAGUCAUGACUAUAGUCUUUCAUAGUCAGGACUAUAGUCUUUCAUAGUCAGGACUAUAGUCUUUCAUAGUUAAGACUAUAGUCUUUCAUAGUCAGGACUAUAGUCUUUCAUAGUCAGGACUAUAGUCUUUCAUAGUCUUUAUUAUAGUCUUUCAUAGUCUUUAUUAUAGUCUUCGUAGUCAGGACUAUAGUCUUUCAUAGUCAGGACUAUAGUCUUUCAUAGUUAAGACUAUAGUCUUUCAUAGUCAGGACUAUAGUCUUUCAUAGUCAGGACUAUAGUCUUUCAUAGUCAGGACUAUAGUCUUUCAUAGUCUUUACUAUAGUCUUUCAUAGUCUUUACUAUAGUCUUUCAUAGUCAUGACUAUAGUCUUUCAUAGUCAGGACUAUAGUCUUUCAUAGUUAGGACUAUAGUCUUUCAUAGUCAGGACUAUAGUCUUUCAUAGUCAGGACUAUAGUCUUUCAUAGUCUUUACUAUAGUCUUUCAUAGUUAGGACUAUAGUCUUUCAUAGUCAGGACUAUAGUCUUUCAUAGUCAGGACUAUAGUCUUUCAUAGUCAGGACUAUAGUCUUUCAUAGUCAGGACUAUAGUCUUUCAUAGUCACGACUAUGGUCUUUCAUAGUCAGGACUAUAGUCUUUCACAGUCUUUACAAUAGUCUUCAUAGACGCGACAAUAACCAACGGGAUAAAUACACCUCUUCACUCUUGCUUUAAACAUAGUUAAUAGAGGAGAGGGUUUGGAAGCUGGGGGCGUGGCGAAAUUAUGUUAUUGUUCUCUGUCACGUGACAAUACGGGUGCAUCAAAAUAUAUUUGUAAUAGGAGAUUGUAUUACAGAGGAGGCUGUAGUGCUUGAAAAACGUCUUUUACAGAAAGGAUAUCCAAAUAUCAGUUGCAAAUUGCUCCAUACAUGGUUGCGGGACUAGUAGAAAACACUUUGGUCUCAGUAUUUUUUGAAAUCCAACAAAAGACGACGAUUUAUCGACGAAAAUUCGCGAAGCGUUGGCGAGGCUUGUCACAAAGGACGCUGGAUUGAGAGAUAGAUGCAAGUUUAAGAAAUCAAAUCGCUCAACAAACACUUCACGUUUGUGAAAGACACUUUGAAAUGACCCAGCCGAAACAUGUAAGUUAUUUUCUUUCUCUGGUAGAGGUAUUGAUAUUUUGGUAUGAACGCUUGAAAGUUACAACUUAGCAGAAGUACUGUAUAUAUUUCAUGUAUCAAAUUAUCAAAUUUGUAUUAACCAUAUGGUCAUAGAGCAGGAAAAAUAUAUUAAUUAUUAAUGAUUUGCAUAAAAGUGCGUUUCGGUCAUUAGGUCAUAUUUAUAUAACAGUUAACCCUUGUGUUCAUAAAAUGAAGGUAUACAUAUUAUUCAGGACACUGUCACUGAGGACAGUAGAAACAUUUUCGUAUACAGUAAACAAAGUAUUAACUAUUAUACAGUAUUCAAAGGCUAUUUUAAUAGCAAGAAACUGGCAUACUCUAUUAACUAUGAAUAAAGUAACAGGAUUUUUGUUUGGCCAUGUCAUAGUAUAUGAAAGCCCCAUUUACAGUUAUUAUAAAUCUUGUUUGCUGUGAAUUUUAUUAUAAUUACUAUCUUAACAAUACUUGUAUAAAUUAAGUCAACUUACUGUAUAUAUAAUCAGAUAUUUUAUGUUCUGCUUUAGUUCCCACCUGCAAAAGGCUUGUAGCUGGUGCUAUUCCUACCUUUAAUUUACCCCAGAAAAGCAUACCUCUCUACAUCGACAAUUGUAGCCAGGUAACAUUGCUGGUCGUCACACUGGUCAGAGGAGUAAAUGGUAUCGUGGAUUAGAAAAGGCCUUGCCAUAACAUAAAACAGAAGUAAUCUAGUGAGAACUUUUGUGGGGUUUUUGUACCCAGAGCUGUCAUUAAGGGCCUGUAGCUUGCCUACUUCUGUCUGAACAAAGUUCAUAUAAACAAAACUGUGAAGCAAUAAACAAACCUUUUACUUCCUCUAGUCAGAACAUCAAAAUUAAAACAAAAGAUUAAAUUAUUUCAAACAGGUCAGGCUUUGAUAGGAUG